AAUUUCUUUCACCUGGGCGCAGCCAUCUUGGAUGGCCACGUGACUUCCCAUCAUUCCAUGCGUACAAAAAAAGGACAAAAUGGCUACGCUGCUGAAGGUUCUCCGGGCUUCUGCCCGCUCUCGCCUGCAGUUUACCCCCGCCAGGCCCGCUUCAGGGGCUGCACCUGCUGGUGGAGAACACUCAGGUGGCAUGGACCUGUGGAAGAAGAUGUCUGUGUUCAUUGCCCUGCCUGCUCUGACCAUCUGUAUGCUGAACGCCUACCUGAAGGAAAAGGAACAUCACGAACAUCCCCGGCCAGAGUUCCAGGCAUACGCCCACCUGCGAAUCAGAAGCAAGCCGUUUCCGUGGGGCGACGGUGUGAAAUCACUGUUCCACAACCCUCACAACAAUGCUCUGCCGGACGUUGGCUAUGAGGACAAGCACUGAGUAUCUGCUGGGUUCCCGUGGGGUGAUGGUCAGAAGUCUGCCUUCCACAACCCACAUAUCAACGCUCUCCCUGAUGGCUAUGAAGAUGCAGAGGAAUAGAGAAGGCAGAAUCAGAUAUCAACUAAGCAGAAUAUACAACUCCAUGUCUCAAAUCUCAAAAUCAUCCAGAAGCCAUUUAUGUAUGAGUAGGAAAACUACUGUGUGCUCAGAGAGCCUCAGAAUGAUGUAGACUGCACUUGUCAGUUUUCUGUAUGCUGCCUUUCAGUGAGAUGUUUUCUUUGAGACCCAUGUGUGCUGAUGUAAAAUAAAGUUUCAACCCCCCAA
Molecule: messenger RNA, 751 nt
Organism: Branchiostoma floridae (Florida lancelet)
Lineage: Eukaryota; Metazoa; Chordata; Leptocardii; Amphioxiformes; Branchiostomatidae
Product: cytochrome c oxidase subunit 6A1, mitochondrial-like
Exons: 4
Coding region: 80-427 (115 amino acids)
Biological process (GO): mitochondrial electron transport, cytochrome c to oxygen
Cellular component (GO): mitochondrial inner membrane
Molecular function (GO): enzyme regulator activity
Source: RefSeq, a predicted model, not a curated record